AUGCAGCACUAUGGGGUGAAUGGCUACUCCCUACAUGCUAUGAACUCACUCAGCGCCAUGUACAACCUGCAUCAGCAGGCAGCCCAGCAGGCCCAGCAUGCCCCCGACUACAGGCCAUCAGUACAUGCGCUUACAUUGGCUGAGCGCCUAGCCGGCUGUACAUUUCAAGACAUCAUCUUGGAGGCCCGCUAUGGCUCCCAGCACCGUAAACAACGUCGUAGUCGCACAGCAUUCACCGCCCAGCAGCUUGAGGCCCUGGAAAAGACCUUCCAGAAGACUCAUUACCCAGAUGUGGUGAUGCGUGAGAGGCUGGCCAUGUGUACCAAUCUUCCUGAGGCCCGUGUGCAGGUAUGGUUUAAGAACCGCAGGGCCAAGUUCCGAAAAAAGCAGCGCAGCCUGCAGAAAGAACAGCUCCAGAAGCAGAAGGAGGCUGAGGGUUCCCACGGAGAAGGCAAGAUGGAGGCCCCGGCCUCAGACUCACAGCUGGAAGCAGAACAGCCUCCCAGUCUGCCCAGUGGUGAUCCUCCUGCUGAACUUCAACUGAGCCUGUCCGAGCAGUCAGCUAGUGAGUCUGCCCCAGAAGAUCAGCUAGACCGUGAGGAGGACUCCCGGGCGGAGGAGCCCAAAGCUGAAAAGAGCCCUGGAUGUGAGAGCAAGGUGCUGGGCUGCAAGAGGGGCAGCCCUAAGGCAGAUUCCCCAGGCAGCCUGGCCUUAACGCCUGCAGCCCCAGGGGGCGGCCUCCUUGGUCCUUCCCACUCCUACUCCUCGUCCCCACUCAGCCUCUUCCGUCUACAGGAGCAGUUCCGCCAGCACAUGGCGGCCACCAACAACCUGGUGCACUACUCAUCUUUUGAAGUGGGCGGUCCCGCACCUGCUGCAGCUGCAGCUGCUGCGGUGCCCUACCUAGGGGUCAACAUGGCUCCACUGAGCUCCUUACACUGCCAGUCCUAUUACCAAUCCCUGUCAGCAGCUGCUGCUGCCCACCAGGGUGUGUGGGGGUCCCCAUUGCUGCCGGCGCCCCCGACAGGCCUGGCACCUGCCUCAGCUGCCCUGAACAGUAAAACCACGAGCAUUGAAAACCUUCGCCUCCGGGCCAAGCAGCACGCUGCCUCCCUGGGACUGGAUACACUCCCCAAUUGA
Arvicanthis niloticus (Nile rat) is the source of this 1140-nucleotide messenger RNA. The record is from RefSeq and is a predicted model, not a curated record. Lineage: Eukaryota; Metazoa; Chordata; Mammalia; Rodentia; Muridae.